AUGAGUAAUCGACAAAAGAAGCAGCAGAAAUGUGUCAACUGUGGUCAUACGCAGUUUGAUGUGAAUCGAUAUACAGCGGCGGGAGAUAUCUCGUGUCUUCGAUGCGGCACGGUUCUUGAAGAAAACCCUAUUGUUUCAGAAGUACAGUUUGGUGAGUCGUCAAGUGGGGCUGCUAUGGUGCAAGGUGCUAUGGUUGGUGCGGAUCAAGCUAGGGCCUCGUUUGCAGGAGGAAGACAAAAUGCUAUGGAAAGCAGAGAACAAACAAUUAGUAAUGGGAAAAGGAAAAUAAGACGAAUAGCUGCAUCUUUGAAAAUAGCUGAUUUUAUAGCAGAGGCAGCUGGCGAAUGGUUUAAAUUAGCAUUGACUAUGAAUUUCGUGCAAGGUAGAAGGUCAAAUAAUGUGUUGGCUACUUGUCUUUAUGUCGCGUGUCGUAAAGAACGAACUCAUCAUAUGUUGAUUGAUUUCAGCUCAAGGUUACAAAUAUCGGUGUAUUCCUUGGGCGCCACUUUUUUGAAGAUGGUCAAGGCACUACAUAUCACGUCGCUUCCGCUUGCUGAUCCAUCUUUGUUUAUCCAGCAUUUUGUUGAAAAGUUGGACUUUAAGGAUAAGGCUACAAAAGUGGCAAAGGAUGCUGUUAAAUUGGCCCAUAGAAUGUCAGCUGACUGGAUACAUGAAGGUAGACGUCCAGCCGGGAUUGCGGGUGCAUGUGUUUUGUUGGCAGCAAGAAUGAACAAUUUCCGCAGAAGCCACGCCGAAAUUGUUGCAAUUUCACACGUUGGCGAAGAAACACUACAGCGUAGAUUGAAUGAAUUCAAAAAGACAAAAGCUGCCCAGUUAUCGGUUGAAGGGUUUCGGAACGAAGUAGCUGUUGAGAGUUCCAAUCCGCCUUCAUAUGACAAGAAUAGAAUGAACGAAUUGAAGAUUGCAAAGAAAUUACAAAAUAGACAACAAGAAACUUUUCAUGAUUUGGAGAAUAUGACGCAGGAGGAAAAAUCCAAAUACUUGGGAAAAUUGAGUAAUGAAGAACAACAGAAACAGAUCUUGAUGAAUACGAUAUUAAGCGAUAUCACGAUUGAUAAAAAAUUGAUAAACGAACAGAUUGAAAGAAUAUUAGUAGCAAAGAGGAACAAAUUGGAAGGUUCGCUAUACAAGACACCGUCUGAGGCAACUGGUGGCAUUGAUGAUUUGGAUGCCAACAAGGUUUGGAAUAUCAAUUGGCCAAAAAAUUUGGUUAAAAAUCUCCCCACUACCGCUGAGAUUUUGAAAUCGGUUUCUUCAGAAGUUGAACUCAACUCAGAUGACGAUGAUGAAAUUGUGGAGGAAAGCAGAAUGACGCCGGAGGAAGUUGCAGUGAAGGAGAGAAUUUGGACGGGGUUAAAUCACGAUUACAUGGUGGAGCAGGAACGUAAGAGACUAAAACAAAAAGCCGACGAGUUAACAGGGAACACUUCGGCGGCAAUAGAUGGUCCUCGUCGUAAGAAGCAAAGAAACUCAAUACCUAUAGAAUUACAGAAGGAACUUGGUGAUAUUGUUUUAGAUGAAGAUGGAACACCGAAAAGUGCAGCUGAUAGUGCAAAAAUGUUUAUCUCCAAAACCUCGGUAUCUAAAAAGAUCAAUUAUGAAUCGUUGCAAGUCUUGUUUGGAGAUAAAAAUUAG
Messenger RNA from Lodderomyces oxycetoniae, 1656 nucleotides. It is a transcript of the gene BRF1, whose product is annotated as transcription factor TFIIIB subunit. Gene Ontology annotation, cellular component: transcription preinitiation complex; transcription factor TFIIIB complex; nucleus. The coding region runs from base 1 to 1656 and encodes 551 amino acids. Gene Ontology annotation, biological process: transcription by RNA polymerase III; transcription preinitiation complex assembly; DNA-templated transcription initiation. The record is from RefSeq and is a predicted model, not a curated record. Gene Ontology annotation, molecular function: RNA polymerase III general transcription initiation factor activity; RNA polymerase III type 3 promoter sequence-specific DNA binding; TBP-class protein binding. The transcript has a single exon. NCBI's taxonomy places the organism in Eukaryota, Fungi, Ascomycota, Pichiomycetes, Serinales, Debaryomycetaceae.